Messenger RNA from Misgurnus anguillicaudatus (oriental weatherfish), 8744 nucleotides. RefSeq lists its product as uncharacterized. The record is from RefSeq and is a predicted model, not a curated record. NCBI's taxonomy places the organism in Eukaryota, Metazoa, Chordata, Actinopteri, Cypriniformes, Cobitidae.
GAGUGAACGCUGGGCGUGUGUCUCCGGGCCGCACGGUGGCGCGGUUUAGCGCGAGCGCAUUGAGAGCACGCGGGGUGCUCAUUCAAAACACUCGCUUGAGCUUUACAGUUUCGGCUCCGGAUGUUCAAGGCAGCCAGAUAAACAAGCGGAUGCCAGAAUAUGGAAUCAGAACUUUUGAUUGGCUGGCAGGAGGAACGGACGGAGCUGAGGGCGGAGCUGUCACGCCUUCAGGAUGAGUUGGCUGAGAGCAGAGCAGAGAGGGAGGAGCUUGAGUCCCGUGCUCAAGCUUUGACUGACAGGCUGUCUCAGACGCUGAACCCAUCACUAUCGUUAUCUUUCCGUCUGGACGAUGAACAACGAGAAUGGAGGAAGAAGCUCAGAGAGGGCAGAGAGAGAGAAGCCAGACAAGCCCUGCUUAUUCAUAAACUUCAGAACAAGGUGGUGGAGUACAGGGCUCGCUGUCAGGCUCUGGAGCAACAGGUGAUCGGUGAGGAGAGAGAGCUGAGGGUGAGAGAGAGAAUGUUGCGGGACGAACGCAGCGACACAUUGGAGAGCACACUCAUCAGACUGGAGGAGGAACAGCAGAGAAGUAUGGGGCUCUCUGAGGUCAAUGUUCUUCUGCGGAGUCAGCUUAGCCAAUCAACCGAGGCGAAUGAAGCCAUGAGAGAUGACCUGCGAAAGCUAACAGCUGAUUGGUCCAAGGCAGUGGAGGAGGUGGCGCAAAAAGAAAUCGAAUGGCAAAAAGAAAAGGAGACUCUGACAGGCCACAUAGGAAAAGAGCAGACCAGACUGAUGACUCUUUGGGGACGUGCAGUCACACUCAAACGCCAGUGUCACUCGCUGAAGACUGCUACUGACAAGGACUUGUGGGAGCUAAGAGCAGAGUUUUCUCGCGUCUCCUCCUCUCUCCUCUCUGCGUGUGCUUCUCCUCUGUCAGCCCCCACCCUGCGCCUCGAUACCACAGCAUCACAUCCUCUCUCCUCCAGUCAGGGACCGCUGUCUCUUGAUGAUCUGAACCAUGAGCAGUCAACUGAAUUUAAAGUCAACCUCCAAUCAGAAACUCAGGAACUCAGAAACAGAAUCACAGAACUAAAUAUGACCAUUACAGCUCUUAAAUCUGAAAGAGAGAAGCAGGAGGCAGAGAUGGAGAGGAGACACAGGCAGGAAAUGGAGAGAGCGCGAGAACAAGAGAGGAAGUGGGAAAAACAGAUAGAAAUGGAGAGAAAUUUUGAAUCUGUCAGGAAUGCUGUCAGGACACUGUGGGGGGUUUUGAACUCUCAGCAGAUAAGCGAGCAGUCUGUAGAGGAUGUAUCCAGUGAAGGACUGUCCACUGUCCUCUCCAUCAUCGCUCAAGCGGAGACUGCCCUGCAAUGGAGACAACAAGAAGUGCAGGAUGCUCAGGUAAGCAUGCGAAGAUUGGCGGUGGAGAAAGAAACUCUAGAGCAACGAAUUACACAGUUGGAGAGGGAGGCGGAGGAGCUUCAGGAGCAAAAUAAACAAGGAGCAAUGCAGAUCAAACACACUCAGGAACUACUAAACAGUGAGCGGGAGAUGGUGGACAGUUUACGCAGUCAAGUGGAAGAGGCUGAGAGACUUACGGAGGAGUUGAGAAAAGAGAACGAACACAUGAGACGCCAAAGAGAGAGAGAGGAGCACGAGAAAAUCCAGCUUGAAAUAGAGAGACAGAAACGAGUGGAGGCGGAGAUGCUGGAGGCAGCUCAGAUGUGUGAGAGAGAGACUCGCAGUCGUCUGGAGUUGCACAGCCUGCAGGGGGCGCUAGAGAGAGAGAAGAUGGACAGGGAACGAGCCGAGCAGGAGGCAGCCGACACGAAAGAUGCUUUACUCAAGGCACGAGAGUCAUUACUGGCCCUGUCAUCCAGUCAAACCCAGCUGAAGAGAGAGCAGGCAGAAGGUCGGGAUGCCCUGGAGAGAAUGGCCACUUUAAAUGAAGCCCUGGCCAAGGACAAGAGAGAACUCAGUGUUCGUGCUCUUCAGCUGGAGACGGAGGUGGGAGAAGCCCAUGCCCAGAUCCAGGCACUUGGCUCCGAGAUGGCGGGUUUGCGCAGGGAACUGAAGACCGUGUCUCUGGAGGCCAAUGAAUUAAGGGAACGGAGAGAGACGGAUCAGAAAACCCUGCAGGAGCUUCGAGGAAAAGUGAGAGAGCUGGAAAAUGAGCUGGACACUGAGAAAGAGGCGAGAGAGAGGGAAGGGACUGCUCUUAAGGAGGAGAUUGCUAUCAGCGAACAAAGAAUUGAAGAGUUAUCUGAGCAGAACAGUGCAGUAAUGAAGGAGCUACAGGGUGUUCAGGCUGAACUGCUGAAAGCGACAGAGCAGCAGAGAAAAGCAGAACGAGAAAGAGAUGACCUGCUGAGAGAGAGCGAGAGACUACGGGACAGAAUAUGUGCACUGGAGAGAGAAAAGGAGGAACUCAACCGGAUUAAAGAGGAACUUGGAGGUGUGGUGGUUUGUCUCCAGGAGCAGAUGGCUCACGUUCAGGAACAAGCCUCAGGUCUGGAGGUAAAGUGCAGUCAGCUUCAAACACAGGUGGAUACGCUCACGCAGACCAAAGAUGUCUUGCAAGGAGAGAUUCAGUGUCUACAGACAGACCUGGAGAGAGAGACGGCAGAGAGGGAACGAGAAAGACAAGGAGCAAUGGAGGAGAAAAGGAGGAGUGAAAGACAAAUAGAAAACCUGCAGUCAGAAUUCACAAAGCUUCAGUGUGAUGCAGAACAAGCUUCAGAGAAAAAUAAACGACAAGAGGACGAGAGCAAAACGGAGAGAGAAAAAUGGCAAAGAGAGAGAGAAGCUCUGCACACCGAACUCGGACAGAAAGAUGGAGAAGUGGAGAUAUCGAGGAAUAGGAUAGAUGGGUUAUUAAAAGAAACAGGAGAGCUUUCAGAGCUCUUGGAGAAGAGAAAUACAGAACUAGACAAACUACGAACAAAAUUGGCAGCAGAGCAGAAAACUGCUGAGCUUAAAUUGAAGGAUGCAUGUGAUGAAAUUGAAAGAUGGAAGGAAAAAGAAAAUGAGAUUCAGAGAGAAAAAAACGAGUUAAAUCAAAAGUUAAUAGAAAGAGUGGACAUAGAAACUCAGAACCUCAAGAUUGCAGAGAUGGAGAGGGCUAAGAUGUCCGACCUGUUGAAGAAGAAAGAGGAUGACGUUAGGAAAAAACAAGAGGCCAUUGAAGAGUUAAAACUGAAAGUCCAAUCACAUGAGAGAAUAAUUGACAGUCUGGAAAUUGAGUUGAAAGAAAAAGAGACCAUUGAGAGCAAAGCUGCAAUCCUGGAGGAACAGAACGUUCAGCUGAAAGAGAGAGAAAUAGAGAAAAUGAAGGAGAAUGAAAGCAGAUUAAAGAAAAGAGAUGAACUUGAAACAAGAUUGAGAGGACAGUUGGAGCAGAAGGAUGGAGAACUGAUGGAGCUCAAAAGCAGAGUUGAAGAACUGACUAGAGAGAAAAAACACAUCUCGCAUCUUAUGAAAGAAAGAGAGCAAGAUGUUGAAAAAUUACAGACUUCACUGUUGACAGAAAAGAGAGCGUAUGAACUAAGGCUGAAAGAGGCAAAAGACGACACGGAUUGGUGGAAGAGACAAGCAGGCGAUGAGGGAAAAGAGAAGGAAAAUAUCAAGUUGGUCACUGAAAGAGAGAAAGCUGAACUGACAGAACGUCUUCGAGAACGAGAAGAAGAGAUACAGAUAAAAGAAGAUGACAUUGAAGAUCUCAAAGGUAGAAUUGAGUCGUUAGAGAAGAAACUUAAGACGGAUGCUGAUCAACUUGAACGCUUAAAUGUGCAAAAUUCACAGAUAAAAGAGAGGGAGAUGGAGAAACAGAAAGAGCUGGAGAUUAAGCAAACAGAGCUGACAGAACUGAAAAGAGAAUUAGAAGAUCUUAAUAUCAAAAUGGAGGGAGUUGUUCGAGAAAAAGAGAACACACUACAAAGGGUGGAAAAGAGCGAUGGUGAGAUACAAGCAUUACAAACAAGACUUGCAAAGCAACAGCAGACGUUUGAACAGAAGUUAGAAGCAGAACGUGAAGAGAUGAACAGGUGGAAAGCCAAGCUGGCAGAGAUAGAAAGAGACAGAAUAAGUUGUGAGGAAAAGGAGGAAGAAAGACGAAUAAAACAGGAGAUGGAGGAAAAAGAAAAGGAGCAGAGAUUGCGAGAAGAACUUCUUCAGAAAGAGAUGCACUUGAGACAGUUAAGACAAAAGAUUGAUGAAUUGAAUCAAGAGAAUGAAGAAGAACAGAGGGCAAAACUACAAAUACAAGAGGACCUUGAACGACGUAUCACCCUCCUAGGAGAGAGUGAAGAGGAGGUGCAGAGACUGAAGAAGAGUUUACAACAGAAAGAAAAUGAAGAAAGAGACAGAGUCCAAAAUGAGGAAAAGGAGAUGAAAAGUAUGAGAGAGAAACUGCAGGACGCUGAGCAGAGGAGACAAGAGGUCCUAAACCGUCUGCGAGAGACAGAAUCUGCAUUUGAAAAGGAAAAGCAUCAACGGCGAGAGAAAGAGGAGGAGUUUCUGGAUUGUAACCAGGAGCUGCUGUUGGUCAGGCGUGAGCGGGAUCAAGAAAAGGAGAAUACGGAUGAACUACAGAAGAUAAUAGAUGAACAGGGCAAAGAGGUUAAAACAUUGACGAGAAAUCUUAACGAAAAGUUAGAAGAGGUGGAGAGGUUAACACGGUUGCUACAAGACAGCCGAGGAGAGGCGCAGGUGCUUAAGUCCAGCAUAGAGAAGAGUGAAGAGGAAAAAGAAAGAUUAAAUAGGUCUUUGAAUCGAAUUAAAGACGAGAGCAGGCAUCUGGAGACCGAACUGAGAUUUGAGAAAACCGAAGUAGAAAGCCUGAGAGCCAGACUAGGGGAUCUUCAAAAAGGUCAACAAGUCCUGAUGGAGGAGAAAACAGGACGUCUUGAGAAGCUUGGGGCUCGCUUAAGAGAGUUGGAAGAAGAGAGAGAUCAUCUGUCUGCGGAGCUUCGAAGGAAAGAGAGAGAGAUUGGGGGUCUGAAAGAUGAAACGCUCAGGGAGAGACGAGAAAAGGAGAGAUUAAGCUCCUCGCUGAAUGAGGCGAAAGAAAGAAGGAACGCAUUGGUUGCCCAGUUGGAAACUUUACAAGAAGAGGUGGUUGGUCUAGCUAAAACCAAAGAGCAAACUAUGUCAAAGGUCAAGGAACGAGAAGAGCAGAACCAGAAGAUGCGAGAAGGUCUAAUUUCAGGUCUUCAGGAGAUGGCCACUCUGAAGGAAAUGUUGGAGGAGAGUCAUCGUGAAGGAGAGAGACUCAGGACGAUACUACAGGAAAAGAAGGAAGAGCUUGUCCGAAACAAAGAAGAAAGCGUUAGGGCGGCGCAGGCUGAAGCCAAAGAUCUUCUACUAAAAGUUCAGAUAUUGGAGAAGGAGAAACAGGAGCUUACGACUGCACACAGACACGAACUGAAGAGGAAAGAGGAUAAAGACAUGCAAGAAAUUGAAGAAUUAAAGAAAAAAGAAGAAAAGUUAGAGGAAGCAUUGAAGGCCAUGGAGAGCAUUGCAAAGCAGAGAGAUGCUGAGCUGACCAAAGCGAGGGCAAGAAUGGAUGUCCUGGAGCAACAGAGGACUGAACUCAGCUUGAUGGCAGCAGAGAGGACCAGAGAUGCAGAAGAUCUAAGCUACAAAGUCAGAGAGCUAAGAGAGGAGGUGAACCGUCUGAGAGAGGACAAAAUGAGAGAAAAGGAAGAAGCUAAAGAUCUUCUACAAAAAGUUCAGAUAUUGGAGAAGGAGAAACAGGAGCUUAAGACUACACACACACACGAACUGAAGAGGAUAAAGGAUGAAGAAAUGGAAGAAUUUAAGAGAAAAGAAGAAAAGUUAGAGGAAGCAUUGAAGGCCAUGGAGAGCAUUGCAAAGCAGAGAGAUACUGAGCUGACCAAAGCGAGGGCAAGAAUGGAUGUCCUGGAGCAACAGAGGACUGAACUCAGCUUGACGGCAGCAGAGAGGACCAGAGAUGCAGAAGAUCUAAACCACAAAGUCAGAGAGCUGAGAGAGGAGGUGAACCGUCUGAGAGAGGACAAAAUGAGAGAAAAUAAAGAGAAGGAAGAAGCUAAAGAUCUUCUACUAAAAGUUCAGAUAUUGGAGAAGGAGAAACAGGAGCUUAAGACUACACACAGACACGAACUGAAGAGGAAAGAGGAUGAAGAAAUGGAAGAACUGAAGAGAAAAGAAGAAAAGUUAGAGGAAGCAUUGAAGGCCACGGAGAGCAUCGCAAAGCAGAGAGAUGCUGAGCUGACCAAAGCGAGGGCAAGAAUGGAUGUCCUGGAGCAACAGAGGACUGAACUCAGCUUGACGGCAGCAGAGAGGACCAGAGAUGCAGAAGAUCUAAACCACAAAGUCAGAGAGCUGAGAGAGGAGGUGAACCGUCUGAGAGAGGACAAAAUGAGAGAAAACAAAGAGAAGGAAGAUGUGCUUGAGAGACUGGAGCUUCUGAGAAAAACAUUGAAGGAGAAGGAAAAUGAGAUAGAUCUUGUGAAGGAGAAAUGUGAAGAAGAAAAACACAGACGAAUUCAAGUAUUGUCAGAAAGACUGAAAGAAAAGGAAACCGAGUUGGAGAGCGUGCGAGAAACGGCCUACAAAGAACAAUCUGCGAGACUUAGAUUGCAGGAUCAGUUUGAAGAUGAGAAACAAGACACAAAGAGGUUGAGGGAAACAGUGGAAACACUAGAGAAAGAAAAACAAGAGAUGCAGACCAAACUGGAGGAUGACAUAUCCAGUGUCAGACAAUCUGAAAAGAGCAAAAAACCAAAGCUUGAUAGUGGUCAUGGUACUCUAACCGACUUACUUGAAACAAAUGAUGGACAUCAGUCUCAUGAUGAUGACAAAUGGUUAGGGAUAGAUACAACAAGAACGCAACUGACAAAGAAAGAUCAUGAAAUGGAGAUGAUGAGGACCAAAGCUCUGCAGACAGAGAUAGACAGACUGCACUCUACAAUGAGAAACCAGAGCGCAGAGGCAACAGAAAAUGAGGAGAGGCUAAAGAAACAAAUGUUUGUUGUCCUUUCAGAAAAGGAGGAGAGAGACAGACUCCUUAGAGAAAAGGAUAUUGAAGUGUAUGCUCUAAAAGAGAGAGCGGAGGAGCUGUGUAAAGACAGAGACCGGGUCAGGGUGGCUCUGGAGAAAACCGAAGCUAUGCUCAUUUACUAUAAAGAGAGACUGGGACAGCAAGAGCACAAGAAAACCCAACCAGGAGGGGAUGUGUCACGGGAGAUUGAACCAAAUACCCAGACCAUAGAUGAGGUGAACACAGACUCUGAUGCUCCGAAGCGUCUAGCGGCUAUGCAGCAAGCCGUGGCCCAGCUGGAGGUGGAACAAAGCCUUCUGCAGAGGAGAAACACUCAUCUAGAGAAAAAGAUUGAGAGGUUACGAACUGAGCGCCAGCACCUGAGAGAGACCUUGACACAGGUUGAACUGGAGAGAGGCAAACUCAGGCAUCAGCUGUCACUGUCAGAAGCAGGAAUUCAGAGCCUGUCAGGUGGUACCGACAAGGAGGAGCUGAAGCACAUCAAAAUCCGUGCCGAUGAGCUAGAAGAACAGGUUCACCAUCUGCGUCUCAUGUUGGCUGCUGAUCAUAAGCAGAAAGCAGAGUUUAUAGAUCGCUCGCUGAAGAACAGUCAGAGUGUGAUGUCUCUGAGACAGGAUCUGAAUGAAUCUCUAGCAGUGGUGUCCCAGCAUCUCGUCCCAUCAGUGCUGGAGUCAGAGACACAGAGGCUGGACAGGAGCCUCCAAGAGCAAGAGCUCAGACUCUCUCUCAGCCAAAGCUAAAGGAAACAAACACAAUCCUAUAGUAUAAUCAUUAACAUAUUGUUUGUUUGACACAAUAUCUUUGCACUUAAAUUAACUUUCUGUAAUUCUUGGAGUGUGCCUAACAUUCCUUUUGAAACAAGAGACUCAGGGCUUAUUUACAUGUGUAUUUAUGUGUAUUUGAUUGUUUUUGUCAUAAUUCCUAAAAUACUAAUUAGCAUCAUCUUAUCAUUGUAUAUGUAAUGGUUUAAGAGCUGUUACUUCCUGACCGACUUCUUUUACAUCAUUUACAUAUCUGAUGUAACCAGCCAAAAGCUUUACUGUUUUGUUUACUUUUUUAAAGCUAUUCUGUCAGUAUUAUUAUCUGUGCAAUAUAAGAAUUCUAUUUAAUUAAAUAUAAUACUAUGUGUUCUUUUUAUAUUAUUAAAUUGAUUCAAAAUCACUUCCACUGCCACCUCACUAACAUUUCAAAUAUUUUACACUGUUGUUUUUACAUUGCUUUGCUGUUUUUUUUUUUUACUGUUUUUGUCGUUCAAUAUGUUGUUGAGUUUUAAUUAAAGACUACAUGAUUUAAAAUGACAGUGUUAUGCUAUAUGAAAUCUUUUGGUGUUUUGAGGAUUUUGUUUUGCAUCAUAUAAACUGUAGCUUUGUCAUGGUCGCCAGGGGGCGAUGUUUGUGUAGAAAGAUUUUACUGCGUUUAGUCACCCACAAGUCAACCAGUAAUACAUCUGUUUUUAUGAAACAUUGGUAGUAAUUUACCUUAAAUUACAAACAAAAGACACACAGUCUAUCCUCCUUAAUUCAAAUAAAUAACGCUCCGAAACCAAAUAUCAAUUGCUUUAAUGUUUAUUAAAUGUUUUGGGGAGCCAAGUAGGCCCUUUAAUUUCGGAUAUGCAAUACAUUUCAAAUGAAUAUGUGUAUCUCACAAAAGCAUGCCAGUAUUUGACCCCAAAAUAAAAUAAAAACUUGCAUUAACUAGUUGA